GAGAGAGAGAGAGAGGGAGAGAGAGAAAAGAGAUACGAGUCGACCCGCGCCUGGAAACUACACUCUUGUCGAACUAAGUGGGGGCAGUUCGGGCAAGUUUAGUACGAAUAUCGAUUCAGUCUCGCGCAAACCACCCCCGUGUGUGCCGAUGCUUCAGCUCCACCUUUUGGGGGAGUUUUUUUCCACCUCGCUUACGUCCGACGACGCUCGACAUUAUAAACAUAGAUUCGGUGAAAGAAGGAGGGAGAGGUGAGAACGAGUUAACGAAAGAAAUAACACAAAGGAAAAAGCUUUAGCACGACUAGAACUCUACGUUUGAACGUUGAAACAAACAACACCUGCGUAUCGAAUAGUCAACGGGAAUAUAGAAAAAUAAUAUAAAAGGGAAAUAUACAUAUACAGUAUAUUAUCUCGGUUGGAACCCCUUCUAAAAAGUAUACACACGCAGUUAGUUCUUCUCUAGGAUCGGCAAGCAUUGGUCCAUGAAAUGAGACUAGUGUGUAAGCUCUAAGGGUGGUGGUAGAGGUGGGUGGUGAGGUGAGGUGUGCUGAUGGUGGGGGGAGUUGUUUGGGAAGGUUGGAGAGGAUGAUAGUGGUAGGAUCUGAAACUAGGGUUGAAGACACCGAAGGAAGCUUUUAUGUCUCCCGUUAAAGGGAAGCCUUAGAACUUAGGAAGAGGACACAACACGGCGGAGGUGACUCCGACUUACCGCCGAUCGAACAUGUCGCGAUUUCACGAGGGACGGACGAAAUCGUGUUUCUACUCUUGACUACUUGUCUUUAUCGAGAAUAUUAUCUACCUAAAGGAUUAACGAAAAAGGUGUUUGGUGAUUCGAUCAUCGAUAGACAUGUCUUCGAUAUCAGCUCAAGGUGUCGUCGAGAGAGCCAGCGCUGAAUUGACCAAGAGGAUCAACGGUUUGGGAUUGAGGACCUCGAAGCAUCAUGGUGGAGGGAGGACAAGCGUCAUGGAACGUGUUACGAAUGUAUUUUGCGGUGGCGGUGGGGUGGCAUAUACGAAUUUGCAAAGCGCGAACAACGUGAACGCGAUCCCGGAGAAACCGAGUAGGAGCGUCCCGACGUCGAUGAAUAACAUGUCAACAGGAAACAAUAAGACAUUGAACAAUGGUACAGGUAGCAGACCUAGGAUAUCACGUAACAAAUCUAAAAACGUCAGUCUCGCGAGUGGUGGAACAGGAGGGUAUGUCGCACCUAACACGUGGGAACAGUUGUUGCAAGAUGAUCAUUUCCUUGGACGAUUCUUUCUUUAUUUCAAUGCCACUGAGAGAAGGAUAUUAGCUCAGGUAUGCACAAGAUGGCGAGACGUUCUAUACGCGAGACCAAGACUCUGGGCAGGUUUGAUACCAGUAGUCAGGUGCCGAGAAGCUCGAUCUAUGCCAUCCAGCUCGCGUACACGACUUUAUGCCUCCUUGGUAAGGCGAGGUUUCCAUUCGUUAGUUUUAUUGGGUGCCGCGGACGAAGAUAUACCAGAGUUAACACACGGAUUUCCUCUUGCGCAACGAUACGUACAUUCCUUGUCAUUACGAUGCUGUGCCGUCACCGACAGGGGUCUCGAAGCUCUCUUAGAUCAUAUGCAGGCUCUCUUCGAAUUGGAACUGGCUGGUUGUAAUGAAAUCACCGAAGCUGGACUUUGGGCUUGUCUAACACCUAGGAUAGUAUCCUUAUCCUUGUCCGAUUGUAUAAAUGUAGCAGACGAGGCCGUGGGUGCAGUAGCCCAAUUGUUACCAAGUCUUUACGAAUUUUCGCUCCAGGCUUAUCACGUAACCGAUGCCGCAUUAAGAUACUUCAGCGCAAAACAGAGUAGCGCCCUUAGCAUUCUCAGGCUCCAAUCAUGCUGGGAACUUACCAAUCAGGCAGUAAUAAAUAUUGUACAUUCCUUGCCAAAUUUGACCGUAUUGUCACUUUCUGGAUGUAGUAAAGUGACGGACGACGGUGUAGAAUUAAUAGCGGAAAAUUUGCUGAGACUUCGUUCCUUAGAUUUGAGCUGGUGUUCGCGAAUUACAGAUGCAGCCUUAGAAUAUAUCGCCUGUGAUUUGAAUCACUUAGAGGAACUUACAUUAGACAGAUGCGUCCACAUAACGGAUAUUGGCGUAGGUUAUAUUUCAACAAUGGGAUCCCUAAGUGCUGUGUUCUUGAGAUGGUGUUCACAAUUAAGAGACUACGGACUUCAGCACUUAUGCAAUAUGAGAUCCUUACAAGUGCUUUCCGUCGCUGGUUGUCCAUUACUCACUAGUAGUGGCUUAUCUGGUCUGAUACAGCUUCGUCACUUACACGAAUUGGAGCUAACCAACUGUCCAGGAACGUCGCGUGAGCUCUUUGAUUAUUUACGAGAACACUUACCACGUUGCCUAAUCAUUGAAUAAGAGGAACCGAGUGUGCUAACUGCGGUAUUUGCUAUACACAACCUCUUUGAUUUCGAACGUAUGUAUGUAUGUAGUAGCGUAUGAUGUUGCUCGAGGGUAAAAAGGUGCGAAUUUAAAACGACAGAAAGACUUGUAUUAUUUGUAUACAGAAAAAAAUAUGUGCAAAGCAAUACAUAGAGAGAAAGAAAGAGAGAGAGAGAGAGAUGAACAAAAUUAAUGACAAUGAUACAUACGAGCAAAAAGUAAGUAUAUAUAUAUAUAUAUAUAUCACGCAAGCGAAAUGCAGAUGACGUCCAUAUUCUGAGAGCAUACUAAAAUAUGUUUUUCUCCUAACGGGCAAGAAAAAAAAAAAGAAGAAAAAAAAAGAAAAUAAAAGAAAAAAGAUCACACGCGAUAUAAUAAAUUACAUUAAGUAGUAUUUAGGCCUUUUUAAUACACCGAUGCCAGCAUUUAACUGCACUUGUCAUUCGUCGCGUUAUGUUUUAAACUGAUUAUAGUUUUAUUAUCUUCUUGUCUGCGUAAUACGUAUAGAUACCAUAUAAUAAUACAUUAUUCUCUUUAUAAUUGUUCUUGAAAGCGUAUUUUAUCGAAUACCAUAAAUACUAUCCCGUUUGUUCGAUAAAAACAAAAUUAUCUGACAAUGAGGAAAAAAAUUCACCGAUUCUUUUGCUUUUCUGUAUGUUAUUUCAGUAGAAACAAAAAAAAAAAAAAGAUGAAAAAGAAAGAAAACAAAAAAAAAAAAA
Polistes canadensis is the source of this 3123-nucleotide messenger RNA. RefSeq names its product F-box/LRR-repeat protein 16. The record is from RefSeq and is a predicted model, not a curated record. Gene Ontology annotation, molecular function: protein binding. Lineage: Eukaryota; Metazoa; Arthropoda; Insecta; Hymenoptera; Vespidae. The transcript has 7 exons. Bases 848 to 2380 code for a protein of 510 amino acids.